AUGGAGGAGAGCGUCUACUGGCUCAUGGUGCGGCUCUUCCGGGACGUGGAGCAAUGGCACAGCAAGCCAAGGGCGGAGCGCGACGCGGACUUCCAGGUGUACGCCGGGGACAGCAGGAACGAGGCGCAGCUCGAGGCAGGCCUCACGGGCCUCUACGUGCGCAUGUCGAACGGGCGGGCGGACCUCUACUACCACUCGAACUUUCUGGAGUGCCUCAGGCUGCGCGAGCAUCCAGACGCCACGGGGUACAGGAUGCAGUGGUACCAGCGCCUGUUUGUCAUGUGCAAGCCGCGCGUCUUCCGCCAGUACUCGCGGAUCCUGGGGCUCUCCGGGACCGUCGGCAACGAGCGCGAGCAGGCCUUCCUGCGCGAGGCGUACGGCGCGCAGUUCUUCAUGGUGCCGCCCUUCCUGGAGACGUGCACGGGCGUCCAGUUCCACACCGCGCAGUGGGCGAAGAGCGAAGAGGUCUUCGAGCAGGGCGAGCUGAAGUCCGUGUCGAUGCACCCUGGGCUGUCCGGCCCUGGCGCCGUCGCCUGCGACGCCGAGGAGCAGUACCGCAUCGUCGAGACCCUGGCCUUCGAGACCCGCCGGCGCGUGCCAGUCCUGGUGAUCGCCCCCAGCCCGGAGAGCGCCGAUCUGGUCGUGGACAGGCUGCGGCAGCACGCCAGGAAGGCGCUUGUGGGGUGCAACCCCAGCGACCUGGUCAGGUCCCUCUCCCAGCGCGAGUACGACCGAGACCCGCACGUGUACAAGGAGAGCCUGCGGGCGUCCACGCGCACCGCGAGCAGGAGCUCCGUGGGCCCCAAGGAGUUCCGGAUCACGGUGACGGACCACACGGGCGCACGCGGCACGGACUACCAGAUGUUCGACGAGGACGCGGACAAGGUGGGCGGCCUCAUGCUGAUCGUGAUGAAGGUUCCGCCAUCUCAGCGAGACUGGGUGCAGUUCAAGGGGCGCACUGCGAGGCAGCACUGGCGCGGGCAGUACUGCGUGGUGCUCAACGCCGAGGACUACCGGCUGCCGGACGGGGGCGCCGGGGGAGCCCUGCCCGCGCAGGCGUACGGCGCGACGCAGGGCCGACCGUUCGUGCCGCACGACCCCGAGGGCGAGCUGGUGCAGAAGGUGUUGGCCUUCGGCACGCGCGAGUCGGAGCGGAAGCUGGACAACUGCAAGGCCGUGUACAGCGCCGGCUUCAUCGCGAACGAGGUCUGCGAGAUGGUGUGGGAGCAGAUGGGCCGGCGCGAGGCACUGCGCCGCGAGUCGGGGGACCUCCAGAGGCCGCGCGGGCUGGGCGUCGACGUGGACCUGGAGGGCCGCGGCCGCAGGGCCUUCCUGGAGCUGUGCGCCCGCUACCGCUACAUGUCCGCGGACGAGAUCGCCGACGUGGCGGGGUCCAUCGAGCUGUCGCGAUCACUGGGCAGGCUGAAUUUCGUGCUGGCCCGCGACUCCAAGGUGCCAGACAAGAGGUACGUGAAGUUGCCGAUGCCCCCUGGCAUGAGCGUACACAGGCAGAAGGCGGUGUUGUUCUUGGUGGACGUGAGCGGUUCCAUGACUGUAAACACCAUAGGCCCAACGCUGACGCGGCUCGACGUCUGCAAGACGCAGGUCAAGGAGGUCUGUCCAUCCCCGAGAGGAUCCUGUGCGACGACGACUACCUGGGCAUCGUGGCCUUCGGAGCCGGCCACCGGAAGAUCUUCCCAGACCCGCGCGCCUGGGCCCCGUGGAGCUCCCGCGUCGAGAUCGUCGGCCCCGUGGACCGGAGGGCAGUGA
This is a messenger RNA of Prorocentrum cordatum, 1770 nucleotides long. NCBI's taxonomy places the organism in Eukaryota, Dinophyceae, Prorocentrales, Prorocentraceae. The record is from the annotation of a GenBank genome assembly.